AUGACUCUCUGUAAGGAUUGGAUUUCCAUUAAAGAUUACAUUGGUGAUCCAACAUAUGUCGAGGGAGUUAAUAAUUUUUUAGACUAUGCUUUUCAAAAGUUGAAAACUGAGACAAUUCGUUGUCCUUGUACCAAAUGUAUGAAUGGAGAAUCCGGUGAUCGUGAGAAAGUAAGGGAACAUCUACUUGUUUUUGGAAUAAUCAAAAGAUACACCUUCUGGUAUCAUCAUGGGGAGGGGUUGGAUGAGUCAGAAAUCGUGUCUGACGAGGAUCAUGAUGAGGGAGAAGACCAUGAUGAAAUUUUUGAUAUUCUAAGGGAUUUAUAUCCUGCGUUCAAUGAUGUUAGUCCCUCUGUUGAUGUCAAUGAUGUCGAGGAGCCAAAUGCCGACGCUAAAACUUUUUAUAACCUAUUGAAGGAUUCACAAGAUCCGGUCUAUGAAGGUGCUAAGAGUUCUACAAUGUCUGCAAUCUUGGAGCUUCUUCAUAUUAAGACUCUUGGUCAUUGGACCAAUGAGUCUUUUAGCAUGCUUCUUAAAUUUUUGAAGAAUCGGCUUUUAGCUACAGGGUCAACUUUACCAGAUUCUUACAAAGAGUCAAAAAAGAUCAUGAGAAACCUCGGACUUUCCUAUGAAAAGAUCGAUGCAUGUGUUAAUGAUUGCAUGUUAUAUUGGAAGGAGAAUGAGAAGCUAGAUGCAUGCAAUAUUUGCGGUGCAUCGAGAUGGAAAACUAACAAACACAGUGGGGAAGACAAGUGUAAGUCAAAUGGUAAAAAAAUACCUCACAAGAUAUUACGCUACUUCCCACUAAAACCGAGGCUUCAAAGAUUAUUCAUGUGUUCAAAGACUGCUUCUUUGAUGAGGUGGCAUGAUGGUAAAAAGAAGAAAGACGGUACGAUGCGACAUCCCGUUGAUGGAGCCGCGUGGCAGUCAUUUGACAAGGAGUUUCCCGAGUUUGCAUCAGAUCCUAGAAAUGUUAGGUUGGGGCUUGCCAGUGAUGGUUUUCAACCCUUUGCAAACUCGAAAACACCUUAUAGUAUUUGGCCUGUAGUACUUAUGCCAUAUAACUUACCUCCAGAUCUUUGUAUGAAGCAGUCUAAUAUACUUUUUUCGAUGCUUAUUCCUGGUCCUAAAGGACCCGGUGAUGCAAUUGACAUAUAUUUGCAACCAUUGAUCGAGGAAUUAAAAGAUCUAUGGGACACUGGUGUCGAGACCUUCGAUGCAGCAACUCAACAUCAUUUUAAUUUACGUGCAGCACUGAUGUGGACCAUUAAUGAUUUUCCAGCAUAUGCCAUGUUGUCAGGAUGGAGUACUAAGGGUUAUUUGGCAUGCCCUCGUUGCCUUAAGGAUACACGAUCAAUGAGACUAUCUCAUGGGGGCAAAGAAUGCUACAUGGAGCAUAGAUGUUAUUUGCCAAAGAACCAUAGAUGGCGGAAGGAUAAGGAUUCAUUUGACGGAAAAGUUGAGCAUGGUCUACCUCCUGAACCUUGUUCAAUUGAUGAAAUUCUUCGUCAGCUCGAGGAUCUCGAGAACAUUGUUUUGUCCAAGGAUCCACAUGUGAAGACAAAAAUAAAUCAUGAGCUUAGGGGUGAUAAUUGGAAUAAGAAAAGUAUUUUCUUUGAGCUUCCAUACUGGAGGAAACAUUUGUUACGGCACAAUUUAGAUGUAAUGCAUAUUGAGAAAAAUAUAUGUGAUAGUGUUCUUGGGACAAUUAUGAACAUCAAAGGGAAGACUAAAGACACUAUAAAAUCACGUCAUGACUUGGAAGCUAUGGGGAUAAGGCCCACAUUGCACCCAGUCAAAGAAGGGGACAAAUAUAAGAUGCCUCCAGCACCGUUUACUCUUUCUCCUGCCGAGAAGCAAAGAUUUUGUAAUUUUUUGAAAGAGUUAAAAGUACCUGACGGUUUUUCAUCGAAUAUAUCUUACUGUGUCAACACUAAGGAAGGAAAAAUUUCAGGUUUAAAGAGCCAUGAUUGCCAUGUAAUACUCGAACAUCUUCUUCCUUUGGCAAUACGUGGUCUACUCACUCCACUUGUACGCGAAGCACUGAUUGAGCUAUCAAGGUACUUUACCUUAUUAUGUGCUAAAGUACUUAAAGUGAGUGAAUUAAAGCAACUAGAGACCCAAAUUCCUAUCACUCUCUGCAAAUUAGAGAAGGUUUUUCCUCCCUCGUUCUUUGAUGUAAUGAUGUAUUUUCCAAUUCAUUUAGCCAAUGAAGCUAUGAUCGGAGGUCCUGUUCAGUUCAGAUGGAUGUAUCCUAAUGAACAAUAUAUGUAUAAGCUUAAAUCUUAUGUACGAAAUAGGGCUCAUCCAGAAGCUUCAAUUGCGGAGGGCUAUUUAGCAGAUGAGUGUAUGACCCUUUGCUCAAGGUAUAUGCAUAAUAUAGAAACAAGAUUUAAUCGCCAGGAACGAAAUUAUGAAAAUGCAAACGACAGUGAUGAAGCCUUGGAUAUUUUCAGCCAUUCUGGUAGAGGUUUAGGAGCUCCAACUGUUAUAAGUGUUCCCAGGCGUGAAAUGGAUCAAGCUCACGAUUACAUUUUGAAGAACUGCGACGAGGUUGCGCUCUUAUAUGAGAAUAAUAAGAGCAAGGAAAUGGAAAAUCUCCUCUCACUUUCACGUGGACCAACUGAAUAUGUAACAUCUUUUAGUGGUUAUGUUGUAAAUGGAUACAGAUUUCGUACACAAAACCAUGAUAAGAAUUUGAGAACACAAAAUAGUGGCGUGGUUGUCUUAGGAAAUACGGGUGAUGGAGAUGAGAACAUGGAUUAUUAUGGAGUUGUAACAGAAAUUGUAGAGAUACAAUAUCUUGGAGGAAACCGGAUUGUGCUAUUUCGGUGUAACUGGUGGGAUGUAUUUGAUAAGGUAAGAGGAAUCAAAGAAGAUGAAUAUGGAACCAUUAGUAUUAAUUGCAAUAUGCAAUUAAAAACUGAUGAACCAUUUAUCUUAGCUAGUCAGGCAAGACAAGCUUUUUAUGCCACCGAUAACAUUAACAAAGGUUGGGUUAUUGCAUCCAAGACUCAACCGCGCAACUUGUUAGAUGAUGACAGUGAUGUUGAUGAGCAAAGUGAAGCAUACCAACAGAGUGAAUUUGAUAGACCAACAUAUGUUGCAUCUUCCUCUACAAGUGCAAGCAGUGAAAUCUGUAGAAGUCGGGCUGGCAUAGAUCCCAUUAUUGUGGAAGAUAUUUCAAUCAAAAGUGGAGAACAACAAGCUCCUGUGAAGAGGAGAAGAGAGGAAUGA
Molecule: messenger RNA, 3234 nt
Organism: Spinacia oleracea (spinach)
Lineage: Eukaryota; Viridiplantae; Streptophyta; Magnoliopsida; Caryophyllales; Amaranthaceae
Exons: 2
Coding region: 1-3234 (1077 amino acids)
Source: RefSeq, a predicted model, not a curated record